UUGACAUCGGGAGGGAGGGAGGGUGGGGGCCGAACCGGGCCCAGGGUGAGCCCUCCUCUGCCCUCCCCUCCCCAGGGAAGCACUAUGGCGUCUACAGCUGCGAGGGCUGCAAGGGCUUCUUCAAGCGCACCAUCCGGAAGGACCUGACCUACACCUGUCGCGACAACAAGGACUGCAUCGUGGACAAGCGGCAGCGCAACCGGUGCCAGUACUGCCGCUACCAGAAGUGCCUGGCCACCGGCAUGAAGCGGGAAGCCGUGCAGGAGGAGCGCCAGCGGGGCAAGGAGAAGGACGGGGAGGGGGAGCUGGCCGGCACCGGGGCCAACGAGGACAUGCCGGUGGAGAAGAUCCUGGAGGCCGAGCUGGCCGUGGAGCAGAAGUCGGACCAAGGCAUCGACGGAGCCGGCACGGGGGGCAGCUCGGUGAGUUGGGGAAGGGGAGCAGCAACGGGACCAGAGCGGUCCCUCCACCACCCCACCGACACAGAUGAGGUAAGGGGGGCCGG
Notechis scutatus (mainland tiger snake) is the source of this 505-nucleotide messenger RNA. The record is from RefSeq and is a predicted model, not a curated record. NCBI's taxonomy places the organism in Eukaryota, Metazoa, Chordata, Lepidosauria, Squamata, Elapidae.